Molecule: messenger RNA, 1676 nt
Organism: Colossoma macropomum (tambaqui)
Lineage: Eukaryota; Metazoa; Chordata; Actinopteri; Characiformes; Serrasalmidae
Exons: 11
Coding region: 131-1651 (506 amino acids)
Source: RefSeq, a predicted model, not a curated record
GUCAGCUGGGCUUCCAGCACUCCUGACACUGACACUGCCGCUGGGUUGGGCCGCACUCCAGCAGCUCUAACAGAAAAAGAAGACUUUAAGAAACCUUACAUAGGAUUGUUAAGGCGGAAUCCUUCCCAGCAUGGACUCCUACCAGCGCUUCAGUGACGAGAACUACAAGAACUGGCUGAAAACCGCGGAGAGUCUCUACAUACUGAGGAACAACAUUCGCCGUUUCGUCGAAGAUGAAACCGAAACUUACCACCGCUCUCUUCGGGAAACGCUGAAGGGGGAGAUCUGCGUGAAAAACUGCAAAAAGUCACCUUUAUGUGAGAAGUGUGAGCGGUGGAAAAAAGAGAUCUUGCAGAGUCGUCUUGGAAAGGGUGCUGAGAUACACUGGAAAAACGUUGAGCCACAUCGCUGGCCAACAGAAAUAUGGGAAGUGGCCAAGGUGUAUAUGCCAGGUGGACAACGUGAGCAUCGCUGUUUUGACCAGUUUGAUAUUGCUGCUAUUCUGAACUUCAUGGCUAACUGCAAACAUUUUAAAAAGUUUCAUCAAGGCCAGCUCCUGACCAAGGUCAUCAGCGUGAGGAAUAUGGUGAUGCAUUCCCCUGAAUUAAGGCUGAACAAGGAAAAGAUGGAUGGUGGCAGAAAUAAUGUUCUGAUGCUGGCAAAGCUUCUAGAGACCUGCAUACCUAAACUGCAUGAGACCAUAUCAGAGGAGAUAAAGCAGUUUGAUACAGUUUUGGAAAAUUAUCCUGAUCAAAUUUCCCAAGUGGAUUUAAAGACAGAAAAUCUGAAGCUGCUGGAUAGAGAACAGCAGGCCCUGAAGGAGAGGAUUGAAUUCCUGGCCCAACGUUAUAAAGCAGACCAACAAACAGAAAUUAAAGGAGAACUGCAGGGUAUAAAGAAUUUCCUGGACCAAAACAAAGAUCUCCUGGAGAGCCUGAGGCCUCAGGUGACCCAACUAAAUGAGAUACAGGAGACAGUGGAGAAGCAUGAGUUCCAGAUUGACAAUCUGAGUAACAGGGUUGAAAAUCUGGAGAAGGUUACACACGACCCAAUGUUCAGUGAUGAUCCACUCAAGUUUAAGAAUCAUCUGAUCGAACAGGCUCGGAAAAGGAAAUGGCCAGAACCUCUAUUUACAGAAGAACUUGAAGCCAGUGGUUAUAGAGGUCGAGUGGUGGUGAAUGGACGCACCUUUACUGGUUUACAGGUGUGUAAUAACAAAAGGAGAGCUCACCAAGAGGUUGCCAAGAUAGCUCUGGGUCAACUCCAAUCUGAGUUUGAGGACACAGAAGAGGCAUCAACAUCUGCAGCCAUUCCAUCAUUGAUAUCUACUACAUCAUCUACAAACAACCUCUUUUAUGGCACCGUGACUGUGGUCCUCAGCAAAGAGGUUUGUUCUGAUGGGUUUGUAAAAGAGGAUGAAGCCACUGAAUCAGCGUACAUAAAACUAGGCCGUCAGUUUGGCCUGAAUGAUCCUGGUGCUGGUAAUACUUUCAGGACAGUGGUCUUGGAACAUUUGACUAAGUGUGGUAUUCAACCACCAUCGGAAAUCACAACUCAACAGAAUGAUAAGAACUUCUGCAAACUUCAUUUUACCUUUUAUGAUGAAGAUGGCUCCACAACGAAGAAAAAAGCGGAGACAGCAAGCGGCUAAGGUUGCACUACAACAGCUGUCUGGG